CUUUAAAGUAUGCUUCAUUCUUGCACUCUGAUGGCUGCUUUUUAAGAAGGGGAGGUUUAAUGUAAGAAAUAGGCAUAUUCUGCAAUGUCAUCCCUGUGAGCUACAUUACUACCAUACAUUCAAUGCAAACUACUGAGUACUUGGAGCCAUAUGUUCAUCUUUCUGAUGCUGAACAGUAAGACUUUUGCACAAAGGUGCUUUUCAAAAGCGUACUGAAUUUUCUUGGUUUUUCUCUUUGAAAAUGGUUUGCUUCUCAUUCAAGAAAUAGAUGUGGAAAGCUGUUACAGAACAAUUUAAAGAAGAUCCCUUCUGAGAGAUUUUCCUUCCAUUUGAGAAUAUUUCUUUCUGGAGUAAGAAAAGAUGGCAGGUGUAAGCUCAUGUAUGAAAUACUCCAUGUUUGUCUUCAACUUUUUAUUUUGGAUAAUUGGAUGUAUUAUUCUGGGAGUCUCUAUAUGGAUACGUGUCAGCAAAGAUACCCAAGAGGACUUCAAAACAGACUCAAGCUUGCUUCCUGCUGUUGAUCUCCUCAUUGCUGUGGGCUCUGUCAUUAUGGUGCUUGGGUUUCUAGGUUGCUGUGGUGCCAUGAAAGAGAGCCAGUGCAUGCUCCUCCUGUUUUUCAUUGGACUACUGUUGAUUCUGCUUCUUCAAAUUGUAGCAGGCAUUUUGGGAGCAGUAUAUAAAUCUCAGAUUGAAGGCCUCGUAAACCAGACUCUCGAGAAAGAAAUGGAUGUAUUAAAACUUGCUUCAUCUAAUAAUAAGGAUGCUCUGAACAAGUUCCACAACUUUGAGAUGGAGAACAAAUGUUGUGGCAUGCUUAAAGGAAAAGAAGAUUGGGGACAAAACUUUAGUCCUUACCAUGGAUGUGAAUGUAAUCAGACAGACAUAGGUACAAUUUAUUGUGAUAAACAACACUAUGCAAAGACUUGUGCGACUGUAAUUAUGGAAAUAUUGAAGAACAAUAUGGUUAUAGUUAUGGGGAUAGCAUUUGGACUGGCAUUUAUUGAGAUUGUUGGCAUGGUGUUUUCAAUGGCCCUUUACUGCCAGAUCCAGAAAAAAUGAGACCAAGAAAAUGAUCAGUCAAAUCAGAAAGCUUUGUAGAUUGAGGAAUUGGAUCUGUAGUUGGAUUUUUAUUUUAUUUUUUUUAAAGCACCAUGCAAUUUGUGUUUGGGGUGUUGGUAAUUUGUAAUCUAUUCGACUACCCAAAAAAAGAAAAACACUGCUCUAUAUUCAAUACAUUGUUUUCCACUCAUCUGUUUUCUAAAUUAAAGUUGAUGCUUACUUAACCAAUUUCAACUAAAAGUUAUUUGUUUUAUAUAUUUCCACACCCAUAUUCAUACAUAAACAUACCCCCCUCAAAAAAUUCUUGCUUCCCAACUGUUCAUGCAGAGACUCAGAAUGUUUUCCCCUUAACAUUGCUGAAAUGCUGUGAAAUGAAACCUUUGAACAAAUUGGUUUAAUAGCUUGUCCAAUCAGUCCAAUGGACUUAGAUCAUCUACCUGAGUACAGGGUGGUUUGAGACAGACAACAAAACUUUUAACAAUAAGGUCUGAAAAGCUGGAGCAGGUAAUCUCUAAAUGUUGGGUUUUAUGGUUGUUUUUCC
This is a messenger RNA of Thamnophis elegans (Western terrestrial garter snake), 1600 nucleotides long. It is a transcript of the gene TSPAN8, whose product is annotated as tetraspanin 8. NCBI's taxonomy places the organism in Eukaryota, Metazoa, Chordata, Lepidosauria, Squamata, Natricidae. The coding region runs from base 361 to 1059 and encodes 232 amino acids. Gene Ontology annotation, cellular component: membrane. The transcript is spliced from 10 exons. The record is from RefSeq and is a predicted model, not a curated record.